CGCUGUAUCAGGCGGUUCCCCACCCCACCACCACCACCACCACCCCAAACACAGGCUUACACGACACGACAAGCAGAGUACCUAACGGCCUUACCUACAUCAACGGCUGCACGCACUUUUCAUUGUCAUCACCACUACCACCACUCCAGCACUGUUCUUCGCAUCGCCGUUGCGCCGUAUCGCAACUCUACCGAAGCACCUAGCUCUCUCGAGGAGCACAGGACCAGACCUUCGUCCUAUAGCUGGGGGCUACCAGAAUGGCCGGCAACAGACAGGAAAUGGUCCAAGUUGAUCGCUCCGACUCAGCUUCGCCCUUCUGGAGAAGGCCAGCGACAGCAUCGUCGACGUCACUACCAGAUUCGAGAAACCGCGAAACCCCAGCCAAUAAGGUCGUGGGUGCAUCCUAUUCGCAUGCCGACAUACUAAAGCUCGAGUCGCUUUCGAUCCGACCAAACACUCCGCCGCCCCACCUUCAACCUCCACUGCCCGCCGCAGCUUACAAUCCGGUUUCAGGUGCCGCGAGGAAGCCCGGGAAGCACUUCAAUGAAUUUAUGUCACAGACGGAUGAUGAUUGGGAUACCGACUUGGCCGAGGAGACUACCGAUGAUAUACUGUCUGGCAGGUUUCGGCCGCCCAAGUCAAUCGAGUAUCGUCCUCCAGUUGCUGCCGGUGGCCGGAUGCACGGUAACGGCAGAUCGGUCAGCGCCCAUGAAUCGCGCACCCCCUCGUACCCGAGUCCGAGGAGGAGGGAUAGUCAGGGAUUGAAGCCACAGUUCGAGGGCUUGGUUAGAGACCCGGGAAACUCGCUGCACAUGAUAUACCACCCUACGAUUUCCGCAGACCACACGCCGGCCGAGAUAGAGCGACUGAACGCGCGGAUAUCCCGUAUCAACAAGUUCAAGAAGAUCCUCCAAGCCAGCACAGUCGACUUACCGGAGCUCCGCAAACUCUCAUGGAACGGCAUCCCCGAGGAACUACGGCCGAUGGCAUGGCAGCUGCUACUCGGAUACCUUCCCACGAACGCUGACAGACGUGUAAGUGCACUAGAACGCAAGAGAAAGGAGUUCACGGAUGGCGUGAAACAAGCAUUCUCCCGAGGAACGGAGUCUCUCGAUCAGACUAUAUGGCACCAGAUAUCGAUUGACGUUCCGAGGACAAAUCCCAAGCUCCCGCUAUAUGGAUUUGAGGGUACGCAGAGGUCAUUGGAACGGAUUCUGUACGUUUGGGCCAUCAGACAUCCCGCAAGUGGGUACGUGCAAGGUAUCAACGACUUGGUGACGCCGUUCUUCCAGGUGUUUCUGUCGUCCUACAUAGACGGCGACGUGGAAACGUUCGAUCCGGGCACCCUCCCAAAAGACGUCUUGGACGUUGUCGAAGCCGACUCGUUCUGGUGCCUAACCAAGCUUCUAGACGGAAUCCAGGACAACUACAUCCAUACGCAGCCGGGCAUCCAACGACAGGUGUCUGCACUCCGCGAGCUGGUAUCGAGGAUUGACGUGGGGCUCGCAGCACAUCUGGCCGACAAGGGCGUCGAGUUCAUACAGUUCAGCUUCCGUUGGAUGAACUGUAUGCUCAUGAGAGAGCUCAGUGUUAAGAACACGAUACGGAUGUGGGAUACGUACAUGGCCGAAGGACCGUCCGGGUUUUCGGAGUUCCAUCUUUAUGUGUGCGCCGCGUUCUUGGUACACUGGUCGGAGCCACUGCAAAAGAGAGACUUCCAGGAAACGAUGAUGUAUUUACAGGCACCCCCAACACAGGAUUGGGGCGAGAAGGAGAUGGAGAUUCUCCUUAGUGAGGCUUUCCUUUGGAAGAGUCUGUUCCACAAUUCAGGGGCGCACCUCCGGCAGAACGCCGCGCCGCCUGGUGUACCGAACAUCAAUCUAUAGCUUUUACCCACCUAAUUACCACCCAUC
Messenger RNA from Tricharina praecox, 1913 nucleotides. RefSeq names its product rab-GTPase-TBC domain-containing protein. The transcript has 11 exons. Gene Ontology annotation, molecular function: GTPase activator activity. Bases 258 to 1886 code for a protein of 542 amino acids. Lineage: Eukaryota; Fungi; Ascomycota; Pezizomycetes; Pezizales; Pyronemataceae. Gene Ontology annotation, cellular component: Golgi apparatus. The record is from RefSeq and is a predicted model, not a curated record. Gene Ontology annotation, biological process: activation of GTPase activity.